This is a messenger RNA of Symbiodinium natans, 915 nucleotides long. The record is from the annotation of a GenBank genome assembly. Lineage: Eukaryota; Dinophyceae; Suessiales; Symbiodiniaceae.
AUGCGUCGCCUGGGACGAAUGGCGAUCGGAGCAACUGCUGGAAAGAAGGCUCCCUGGGAGAGAGCUUGGGAAGAUUUCGUGCGGCUGGAUCGCGAGGCGGAGCUCCACGGCUCCCGGCGAAUCGGCCUCGGCUGUGCUGACUCCGAUGUUGAUGUGGUGACCUCCUUGCCUUUGGAGUCGUUAGUGGACUUGGUGAGGUCGCCUGCACCGGCUUCACCUGCCCGGACUUUUGAGCUGCUGGAGCACGUUCGAUGGGCGCGUGUGCCACGACUUAUCCUCAAGCAUCGGCCAACCGAGAUCGAGGUUGAUGUCAUUAACUGCCAGCUGGACCAUCAAUCGCAUGAACGUGAUGAGGUCAUACAUGUGUUCCUCGAUGCUUGUCCGAUUGCCCGUGACUUCAUGGUUCUCAUCGGUGAGUGGGUACACCAGCAUUCAGCAUUGAUGCCUCCCAAGCAAGGCUUUCCAAACACCUACACCUUCCGCAUGAUUGGCUUCCACUUCUUGCAGACACGCAAGCCAGGGCCGUUGCUGCCUGCACUGGCUGACAGCGGUGCGGCUUUGAGGGACUCGCACUUCCUGGACACGGACGAAGAUGCCUCGCAACUCUUUACGGACUGGCUCAGACUGUUGGUGAGAGCCGGAGCCUCUCAUGGCCGUCUUUGGGCGGAUCUGCGCAAUCCUUGGGACACUGGGCCUGAGGAGAUCAAGUGGGGCGUCAUCGACCCGGUCUCUGGAAGGAACAUCACGCAGUUCCGUGGAGACCAAGCAAAGCGAAUCGCAGCCUUGGCUGCCAAAGAACUUCGCCUUCGUCGAAAGCCUAGAAGCACACUGGCAGAGCUCGGUAAGUUGCAGCAGUUUUGCGGCUUCUUGAGCAGCAGCUACUGGACAUUCUUGGACCGGGCUUGCAAAUCGUAG